AUGACGUCACUGGCUCGUUCCACGCCUCCUGCGUGCGAACGAACGAACGAGCGAGAGAGGAAGGACGGCUCGCGGCAAAGCAACAAGGAGGAAGAGCAAUGGCGACAUUGGCUCGCCUCAUCCCAAGUCCGGAUAGCUUCCUCAGCGAGCCUUGGUCUUCGUUCGUCGGUUCGGCUCAACUACGUCUCGUUGACGAAUCGCUUUUGGAGAAGUGUCACGGAGAGUUUUGCGGUGUCAAUGAAGAAGGGAUCCUCCGCUGCCGCCGUCUGUUUCCAGUGCUGGAGGACUUUCAUCUCGUUGUCUGCCAUGUCUGCAAUCAGGUGCUCACCCCUCAGGGCUUCCUCACACACUACGUCGGGGUUUAGCGUCCCAGUGAGACAGAGAGCGAGAAUCCUGGACCGCAUCCUCCCUCCGUCCCCUCGCCACUUUACCCCCACUCAAGACAUGCAUAGCAAGAACCAGAAGCGCCACGGCUCUUCGGUCCCCUCGAGGAGCUCGCUGGUCCUCAUGAAGGCCAAGGCGCCCGCCGUGGUCGGCGGUCCCGGGGACGCCAUGGCCUUUCGGAUCCCCAAAGACUAUCCUCACUCGCGCUUCAGCAAAGCGCCGCUCGCCGUCUACCCUCCGAAGGGGGCUCGGAGCAAGCCAUGUGUGUCUCUUCCAGUGGUGAGCUUGGAGAAGAUGCCGUGCCUCAGCCGAGCAAACUCCGCCUCGCAAGUCCGCCUCUCGGCCCUGUCGUCUUCGCCCUCCUCGUCCCCCCUCAAGCACCCGCCGCUCCCUCCCGCCGCCUUCCCCGGCGAGAAGCUCCCCAACGGUCGCGGCAACAGCGGGCCGUCCACGCCGCGCUCGUCGCCGUCGUCCCUGGACGGACGCCCCAGCCCGGCGCGCUCCCCGCUGGACAGGCGGCCGUCGCCCUCGCCGUCCCCCUCCCCGGCUCCCUCGCCCGCUCACCGGACGGCCCCUCAUCUGACAUCACCGUCGCCGUCUGAGAAAAAGAAUCCAAAUGGCACCAAAGCUUCUUCCAGGUCACACAACAGACUCUCAGGAAGAAUAUUUGACCCAGAUAAGCACUGUGGCGUUCAGGACCCGGAGACCAAACAGCCGUGCACGCGCUCCCUCACCUGCAAGACUCACUCCUUAACCCACCGCCGAGCCGUGCCCGGCCGGAGGAAACAUUUCGAUGUCCUCCUGGCCGAACACAGAGGCAGGACCAAGGAGAAGGAGGGAGCGAAGGAGAAGGAGAAGGACAAGGACGGCUGCAGCCCGAGCUCUUCCUCGCAAGACGCCGUCUGUCUCGGCAAGCCUCCCUGCCCCAACGGCCGCCCGCUGUCCACGCUCAAGUUAAAGCUGGCAAACGCGCACAUACCCAGGGUUCCAGGCAUGGCCCCCUCCAUGCCUCAGCCUCCAGCACCCGCACCCUUCCCUACCCCACCGCCUUUCCCCACCCCUCCCUCCAACACGGAACUCCCAAACCAGCCCCGGACGACGCCAACGACAAUGGCGGCGGCGGGCGGUGAUAGCGAGCGGCUCUCCAGCGACGAAUGCGACAACGCACAGACUCCCGACGAUCCUCACAGACCCGGCUUCCACUUCACUCACCACCACCCUCAGCCUUUAGGGUUUUGCAUAUUCAGCAGCAGGCUCAUGGGACGAGGCCACUACGUCUUUGAUAGGCGGUGGGACCGGAUGAGGGCGGCGCUCCAGAACAUGGUGGAGAAGCACCUCAACGCACAAAUGUGGAGAAAGGUUCCUCUUGCUGCUGAGAGCCUGCACUCCCUCUCACACUCUGGCGCUCCCAGGCAAGCCCCGCCUUCCUCUCCCACGUCGGACGCCUGUCCUCCGUUAACCGCCCGGUCCGGUUCCCUCCCCUGCGCUCCCUCCUUCCCUCCCCUCGCAUCGUCACCUGGAGGUGUGAUUUUGAGAGAUCCCCCUCAGCCAAUUCCAACUCUGAGCGCAUCACGUCACGGUGCGCACAGAGCCAGUCGCCCCACCAAAGAGCGAGAGGACUCUACGGCGGAAGCUAAGAGAAAAAACUCUUUGUACUCCUGCUCCUUCCGGAACGGGACCGGCUCGGACGCGGCGGCGAGGAAAAAGGGACACCGCGGUCAAGCGGGGAACGGCAUUUGGAGCUACAGCGCCCACUGGUUCACCAAAGCUGGCCAAAGUUCACAUCACAGCGAUCUUGGCAACCCCAAUAUAUCCUACUCGUCCAGCAGGGAGUUGGCAGCCGCCCCCUCCUCCGGAACGUUGAAUUACGGGCAAAAAGCAGAGGGGAGGAAGAGGAAGAGCGCCGGCCCGCACGAAGGAAAGAGCGGCAACAAGCUGAGCAGGCUGGGAGGUGCGGACGGCUUCUUUGGGAACGACGGCGAGUCCCAAAGACAGGCCAAGAUGCAUCACUGACACCUGUUUGGUAGAAUGUCGGGCAAUGACGCUCAUCACCCCCCCUCCCCACCCCCCAAUUGACAGACCCAGACCGUCUCUUAGAGGAACUCUUGGGCCGCACGUUCCGGUCUACUUUUUCACUCUCCCGUCCCGACUUUGGAGCACAGAAAGGAAAACGGAGGCGGCUGAGUCCGAAUCCCGUUUUCUAGUCGUUUUCUUUCUGGUCAGCUAACAAGGAACUACGACCGGACUGGCGCAUCGUUUUUUAUCUUUUUGGUUUUUUUUUUCUGUGACAUUUGCUUGACUUGCAAACUUUUCAGUUGGGUUUUAACCAGCUUCUUCACCCUCCUACCUAUCUUCCUUCACUUUUUUUUUUUUUUUUUUAACUCCCCGUUUUAUAUCAAGCCGCUUUUUACGCAGACUCUCUUCGCAGUCUUUUGUCCCCGUGUGCAUUGUGUCCACCCCGGCGCGACUGUGUUUAAAGUGCUCUUACUGCCCUCGUCCUCGCUCGCAGCAGCUUCCAGCAGUGUCACACUAGGGCCCCUUCGCAUUAAAAAAAUAUAUAUAUAUACAUUUACAUGAGGAAAAAAAAAAGUGAACCAUUGAUGCCGUUCAAUGCGUUGUUAUAUUUCAACAUAGGAGGGAGUGUGAACUACAGCGAACACUUUUGCGCUAAUGUUAACAGAUUUUGUCUUGGAUUUUGUUUUUCUAGGGUGCCACGUGCAGUUUGGAGCUUAAAGGAAUCAUUUUUAAAUGUGGAAAAUGUACAUAUGUUUAUUAUGGCUCUGGUAUUUAUUACGUUCCCUUUUUUUUUUUUGCAGAAGGGAGGAUUUAAAGAAUAUAAUUUCGAUGACAGUGGCCUGGUUUGUCCCCUGAAAUGCAGUUUUGAUUUUUUAAAAACUUUUUUUUUUUAAUCUAAUUUAAGCUUCACUGUAACAGGCGUCACAACAGGUGCUUUUCAAGCAAGGCUUAAGAUGACUUAUCUCCUUUUCCAAGACGCUCGUUGACACUUUUGACAAGUUCAAGUGUCUUAUCGGAAUCGGUGCCCCUUUUUUUCGGCACUAUUCGAGUUUAUGUGCAGUGGAUAGAAAAAGUCUACACCCCCCUCUUUUUUUGCGAUCUAAAAUUGGGAUUAAACCAUCAUUGGGAAGCGGGUGUAACCACAUUCUUUCAUUUAUUCUUACUUCCCCUCAAGAUUUUUGUUUUUUUCAGUGAAGGUCACAUUAAGGGUGGAUGAAGUUGAUUGUUUUUCAUUUUGCAUUCUAUCGCCCAAAAUAAUUUUACAUUCCUGUUUUCAUCACUGGUCUUCCCAAAUAUCCCCCCCCCUUUAAAAAAAAAUUAAAGGGUUUUUUUUUUUUUUGUGUGUGUAAGGAAAAGCCACUGAGUGAAAUGUGUGCAUCGGGUGGCGACUGUGUUGGUCAUGUUAAUUGUCUGGGAGCUUCUCAAUUAAGGUUCAUCCUUUUGUUCAUAGGAACCCCAAAUGUGAGGGCGACGUUGUGACGAUGCAGCUAAAAAUUCACACAAAAAAAAAAAAUCAAAAAUUCGCACUGUUCCUUUUGUUUCAGGAUGCAAAGUGCGGCGAAAGUUGAAUGUCUGCUGACUCGCCUUGGUAUUAAAACGUAUUUGUUUUCACUGCCGUUGGAGCAGACGUUGUCGAAAUGGUUUCAAAAGGGGG
Hippocampus zosterae (dwarf seahorse) is the source of this 4054-nucleotide messenger RNA. It is a transcript of the gene atxn7l1, whose product is annotated as ataxin 7-like 1. The record is from RefSeq and is a predicted model, not a curated record. The transcript has 13 exons. Bases 1 to 2397 code for a protein of 798 amino acids. Lineage: Eukaryota; Metazoa; Chordata; Actinopteri; Syngnathiformes; Syngnathidae.